Equus quagga is the source of this 3459-nucleotide messenger RNA. RefSeq names its product NLR family pyrin domain containing 5 (gene NLRP5). Gene Ontology annotation, biological process: regulation of inflammatory response. Gene Ontology annotation, molecular function: protein binding. NCBI's taxonomy places the organism in Eukaryota, Metazoa, Chordata, Mammalia, Perissodactyla, Equidae. The transcript has 12 exons. The record is from RefSeq and is a predicted model, not a curated record. Gene Ontology annotation, cellular component: subcortical maternal complex; cell cortex; nucleus.
AUGCAGGAUUCUCUUUUGAAUCUUGUCACUCUUCCCACAGGUCCCACUUGCUCCAAGUAACCAAAGAAUCUACUUCUCCAUCAAAACCUGAGCUCUCAGCCUUGCAUUAAGAUGGAAGAAGCCAAAGUACCCUCCCUUUCCAACUACGGACUGCAAUGGUGUUUCAAGCAGCUAAGCAAAGAAGAGUUUCAGACAUUUAAAGAAUUACUAAAUGAAAAAGCUUCAGAACUGGAAGCAUGCUCCUUUCCGUGGGUUGAAGUGAAUAACGCCAAUAUAGAACAUCUAGCCUCCCUCUUGCAUGAGCAUUAUAGAGGAUCUCUUGCCUGGAAGAUAUCCAUUAACAUCUUUGAAAAGAUGAACCUGUCAGCACUCUCUGAGAAGGCAAGGGAUGAGAUGAAAAAAUAUUCACUGGCUGAAAUACCAAAAGCUUCAACACCAAAGACUGACCAAGAACCAAGCAUGGAAGAAGUACCAGAAAUUUCACAAGUUUUGGAACAAGAUGGUGCCACAGCAACAGAGACAAAAGAACAAGGCGAUGGAGAUGACAAAUGGUACUACAAGAGUUACGUGAUGACAAAAUUUGCCAUGAAGUUAGAUGCAUGCUAUGGUUUCAAAAACUUUGCCUCUGAGCACCCAGAAAUGCAAACAUUGCUUGGUGCUUUUAAACCAGACCAAGAUGGUUUCCAGCCUCGCACUGUGGUUCUGCACGGAGAACCAGGAAUCGGGAAGUCCACUCUGGCCAGAAGGAUCCUGCUGUCCUGGGCACAAGGUGAAGUCUACCAGGACUUGUUCUCCUAUGCCUUCUUCCUCUGUGCUAGAGAAAUACAACAGAUAAGAGAGAGCACUCUCGCAGAGUUAAUUUCCAGGGAGUGGCCAGACUCCCCAGUUCCAGUGAUGGAGAUCAUGUCCCAACCAGAAAGGCUCUUGUUUGUUGUUGAUGGUUUUGAUGACCUGGACUUCGUCUUCAAAGAUGGUGACAUAAAUCUCUGUGAAGACUGGGCAGAAAAACAACCCAUGUCCAUCCUAAUGUAUAGUCUGCUGAAGAAAGUCCUGCUCCCCGAGUCCUCCCUGAUAAUCACUGUCAGAGACGCGGGCAUAGAAAAGCUCAAAUCCAUUGUCAUGUCUCCACGUUACCUGUUACUUGAGGGGAUCUCGGUUGAAAAAAGGAUUCAGUUGCUCCUCCAGCACAUUAAGAAUGAUCAUCAAAAGAUGCAAGUCUUGCAAUCAGUGGUGGACAACCAUCUGCUGUUUGACAAGUGCCAGGUCUCUGUUGUGUGCUCGCUCAUCUGUGAGGCUCUUAAGCUGCAAGAAAUGUCAGGAAAGGGCCCUCCUCCUACUUGUCAAACUCUCACGGGCUUGUAUGCCACCUUUGUGUUCCAUCAGCUCACUCCACAAGAUGCAUUCCCGCGCGCUCUCAGUCAGGAAGAAAGAGUUGUCUUGAAGGGCGUGUGCCGGCUGGCUGUGGAGGGAAUGUGGAAUAUGAAGUCUGUGUUCUACGGCGAUGACCUGGGCAUUCACGGGCUAAGGAAGUCUGAGCUCUCUGCUCUGUUUCACAUGAACAUCCUUCUCCAAGACAGCCACUGUGAAAGGUGUUACUCCUUCCUUCACCUCAGCCUCCAAGAGUUUUGUGCUGCCUUGUACUACGUUCUAGUAGGAUUAGAAAGAGAGGGAGAUCUCUACCCUCUGUUCACUGAGAAUAUAGGGAGUUUGACGGAGCUCAAACAGUUUGGCAUCAGUGUCCACUUGCUCCAGAUGAAACGAUUCUUAUUUGGCCUCAUGAGCAAAGAGGUGAUAAAGACUCUGGAAGCCCUGCUUGGAUGUCCUGUUCCCGUGGUGGUAAAGCAGAAGCUCCUGCACUGGAUCUCUCUGUUAGGUCAACAGGCCAACAGCACUGCCCCUCUAGACUUCCUGGAUGCCUUCUACUGUCUUUUUGAGACUCAAGAUGAGGAGUUUGUUCGCUUAGCAUUGAACAGCUUCCAAGAAGUGCGGCUUCCAAUGAACCGGCGAAUGGACUUAAUAGUGUCUUCUUUCUGUCUCCCGCAUUGCCGGUAUUUGCGGAAAAUUCGGAUGGAUGUCAGAGAGAUCCUCUCAAGGGAUGAGCUCACCGAGGCAUGGCCCAUGAUUCCCGAAGGGAUGCAGACCAAGACCUUCAUUGAUAAGUCGUGGGAAAAUCUCUGCUUCGUCCUCAGCACCCAUCCAAACCUACGAGAGCUCGACCUGAGUGGCAGCGUCCUGGAUGAGUGGGCCAUAAAGACCCUCUGUGUCAAGCUGAGGCAGCCAACCUGUAAAAUACAGAAUCUGAUAUUUAAAGGUGCCCAGAUUACCCUUGGUCUCCGUCAUCUCUGGAUGACUCUUCUUGUCAACCGCAAUAUUAAAUACCUGAACUUGGAGAGGACUCGCCUGAAGAAUGAAGAUGUAGGGAUGGCAUGUGAAGCACUAAGACACCCAAACUGUUUGCUGGAGUCUUUGAGGUUGGAUCACUGUGGGUUAACCCACGCCUGCUGUGUGGUGAUCUCCCAAAUCCUCAUGACGUCCAUCAACCUCAAGUCCCUCAGCCUGGCAGGAAAUAAGGUGACGGACCAGGGCAUGAAGCCUCUCUGUGAUGCCUUGAAGGUCUCCCAGUGCACCCUGCAGAGGCUGAUACUGGGCAACUGCGGCCUCACGGCUGCUGACUGCCAGGAUCUGGCCUCCAGCCUCAUCAGCAACCUGAGCUUGACACACUUGGACCUGUCCAGCAACAGCCUGGGGAGUGAAGGCAUGAAUCUGUUGUAUCGAACCAUCAAACUUCCCAACUGUGGGCUGCAGAGGCUGAUACUAAAUGAAUGCAACUUGGACAUCGCUAGCUGUGGCUUUCUUGGCUUUGCACUUGUGGGCAACAGACGUCUGACGCAUCUGAGCCUUAGCAUGAACCCCUUGGAAGAUGCUGGAGUGAACCUUCUGUGUGAGGUCGUGAUGGAACCAUCUUGUCACCUCCAGGACCUAGAAUUGGUGAAGUGUAAUCUCACUGCUGCUUGCUGCAAGAACUUGUCCCGUAUGAUCUCAACAAGCAAACGCCUGAGGAGCCUGGAUCUUGCUGCCAACGCCCUGCGUGAUGAGGGGAUUGUGGCUCUGUGUCAGGGACUGAAGCAACGGAAGAGUUCUCUGAGGAGACUCGGGUUGGAGGCAUGUGAAUUGACUUCUGGUUGUUGUGAGGUGCUCUCCUCGGCCCUCUCCUGCAACCAGCACCUGACCAGCCUAAACCUGAUACGGAACAAUUUCAGUCCUGGAGGAAUGAUGAAGCUGUGUUCAGCCUUUGCACAUCCCACAUCUAAUCUACAAAUAAUUGGGCUGUGGAAAUUGCAAUUUCCUGCUCAUGUACGAAAGAUGCUGGAGGAGGUGCAGCUACUCAAGCCGCAUAUAAUCAUUGAUGAUGGUUGGUAUUCUUUCGAUGGAGAUGAUCGGUAUUGGUGGAAAAACUGA